AUGGCUGCGCAGACCGCAACCAUCCCCGUUGUCGUGGAUGGCACACCCAAAUCCUUCCAGUCUAGAUGGUCCUCUCGGUAUCGCGGGGCCACCGUCCAGGACCUCGAGCCCCCCGCCGCCCUGUCCCUAAACCCCUCCGAUGCCAUCUCACUUGCCCUCCUGUCGGCCUUCGAACGCGAGUACACCCACCUCACCAUCGUCGACUCCGAAACCCGCGCUCUCCUCGGAUACAUCUCCAUCCCCCACCUCCAGGCACAGCUAGACAGCGGCAAGGUCAAGCCUGAAGAUCCCCUCUCGUCCGCCAUGGCGCACUUCCAGCGCCGAAACAGACGGUACAAGGUCAUCACCAUGGAGACACCCCUCGAGCAGCUGGAGGAGUUCUUCCGUGGCGGCCAGACCGACGGCCCCUGGAAGGAGGAGUUUGCCGUCAUCACCGACGAGAAUAGAAGAUUUGUCCUUGGCGUUGCCACCGCACAGGACUUGGAGGAGUUUGUCAAAAGAAGGCCGGCGUGA
Molecule: messenger RNA, 513 nt
Organism: Metarhizium brunneum ARSEF 3297
Lineage: Eukaryota; Fungi; Ascomycota; Sordariomycetes; Hypocreales; Clavicipitaceae
Source: RefSeq, a predicted model, not a curated record